This is a messenger RNA of Rhodamnia argentea, 1491 nucleotides long. RefSeq names its product transcription factor MYB64-like. Gene Ontology annotation, cellular component: nucleus. Gene Ontology annotation, biological process: regulation of DNA-templated transcription. The record is from RefSeq and is a predicted model, not a curated record. Bases 186 to 1187 code for a protein of 333 amino acids. Gene Ontology annotation, molecular function: DNA-binding transcription factor activity, RNA polymerase II-specific; RNA polymerase II cis-regulatory region sequence-specific DNA binding. NCBI's taxonomy places the organism in Eukaryota, Viridiplantae, Streptophyta, Magnoliopsida, Myrtales, Myrtaceae. The transcript is spliced from 2 exons.
GUAAAACCAACAAAAGUGACUGCUCAUCCGCAACCCUAAACCAAACCCUUCUUUCUUAUUUUGCUGGUUCUACUUCUGAUGAUUGUGCACAUAUCCCAUUUCCUAUAUAUACUGCGAAUCACGAAGCCAGGCAUUUACUUUGAUCUCGAAUCGGAUGAGGGAUAACUUCCCUCGGCCACGCGAUCAUGGAUCCGUCGGGACGAGCGAACUCGGGCUCCGGCGACGACGGGAAGAGUGCUACCGCUUGUCCACGUGGCCACUGGAGACCUGCAGAGGAUGAGAAGCUCCGGCAGCUUGUCGAGCAGUACGGUGCGCAGAACUGGAAUUCUAUUGCAGAGAAGCUUCAAGGAAGAUCAGGAAAGAGUUGCAGAUUAAGGUGGUUUAACCAACUCGAUCCAAGAAUUAACAGGAGGCCAUUUAGCGAAGAAGAAGAGGAAAGGCUUCUCGCGGCUCACCGCGUGCACGGAAACAAGUGGGCACUCAUAGCGAGAUUAUUUCCCGGGCGAACGGACAACGCCGUCAAGAACCAUUGGCAUGUCAUAAUGGCCAGAAAGCAAAGAGAGCAGUCCAAGCUCUGUGGUAAAAGAAGCCACCAAGAGUACUCUCUCGGUGAUACCACAGUUUUUCAAGGAAGAAAGACUCAUUUCCAAGAUGAGUUGCUCGGUUCGCAGUUUGGGAGCGAUCAGGGGAAGGGAUUUUUCAUCUUUCACGGCCCCAGUAGGGAGAGAAAUUUCGCUUUAUCGUCAUCUUCGUCAGCUUCUUGGACUUUAGGCAACCAACCGCUCGCAAAGUCCGUGCACAACUCAUCUUCAGUUGAUAAUUUAAAUAGAGUAGAGAGAAGAGAUUACUACAAUCGAGCUUCCAGUAAUUAUUCGGCUACAGAGGCUUUCAGAAGUUUGAGCCAACCCUUCCAUUCCCUUCCAUAUUCAUACGUUUCAAGUGCUCACUCGAUUAACCCCUACCGGAGGGUCGUUCCAAGUCCAUUUGGGUAUGUUUGCCUCAACGACGGCUGCAACGCUGGUAACACAACGAAGAAACAGGAGAUGGUGAGCUUCCACGAUGAAAUGCCGAGGUUAGAGAAGACGAGAUUGCACGCUAAUUCGACGCAUCAAGAACAAGCAGAUGAGUCUCUCAAGCACAAGGGUGUUCCUUUCAUAGAUUUCCUUGGUGUGGGGAUUUCUUCUUGAUAUGUUCAUUGAUCCCUAGAGAAAUUUUCCCAGAUAUUUAUCCCUGUAGUUUUUUUCUCUUCUGAUGAUCUAAUCAACUAAUUAGUAGUCUGAGGAAUUUCACAUAAUCUUCUUCUUGUUAUAAUUCACAUGUUUAAGAAGCGAUCAACAAAUUAAUCAAGUAGUUCUCUGCUAGUCUGAUGUUCAUGCAGGUUAUAGCAUCUCUGUGAUCUAGGCUUUGUCUUAUUGCUCGAACUAGUCUAUGUUUGUUCUUGCACUCCCUUUUGUUCUAUAAUUUCGACUUGUAAUAAGAGUUCUUCGAGUC